Molecule: messenger RNA, 2850 nt
Organism: Rhizophagus irregularis DAOM 181602=DAOM 197198
Lineage: Eukaryota; Fungi; Glomeromycota; Glomeromycetes; Glomerales; Glomeraceae
Biological process (GO): mismatch repair; reciprocal meiotic recombination
Cellular component (GO): nucleus
Molecular function (GO): ATP binding; mismatched DNA binding; ATP-dependent DNA damage sensor activity
Source: RefSeq, a predicted model, not a curated record
UUAUUCUUCCGUAUAUCGAUCCACUCCAACUUCUGAUAAUAGUACGAGACUAUCCGCUUAUGGAUCAAGAAAAUAUUGUCGUAGAACUUCGUCAAGAGCUUCUGAGCGUUCAAAAUCUUCGUUUUCCAGUUUACCGACGCGACGACCUAAAACUUCGGCUUCUGCAUGUAUUGGUGGUCGCGAUAAUCAUUCAUUUGUAGUUGCCAUGAUUGAGGGUAGAGGUGUUGCUACUGAAGUUGGUAUGUGUUUUAUCGAUUUGAGGACGAGCGAAUGUAUUUUAUCUCAGAUUGCUGAUUCUCAAACUUACGUAAAGACAUUACACAAAUUAAAUUUAUAUAAUCCCGUUGAGAUCAUAUUAUCCGUGACCGCAAUUGAACCAUCAAAGUCAAAGUUAUGUAAAAUACUCGAAGACAAUAUGCCCAUGGCCAGCAUCAUACCAAUUGGAAGAAAAUAUUUUAAUGAUGCGAUUGGUCUUAAUUACAUAAAACAGUAUAGUUUAGAGGAAGAUUCCGCUUCAUUGAUUCUGGGAAUAACGUCAAAAUUUUAUUGUUUAGCAGCAACAGGCGCAAUAUUAAAAUAUAUCGAGAGUACUCAAAACAUUUUCUUUACUAACCAUUCAAUUAAAUUCAAAUAUCAAGGAUGUGAAGGAACAAUGAUGAUAGAUUGUGUGACUGCACGUAAUCUUGAAUUGAUUAGCAAUAUAAAUAAUCCACGUAGCAAUCAUUCACUUUACGGUAUUUUAAAUAACACACGUACACCCAUGGGAGCCCGCUUAUUAAGAACCAAUACUUUACAACCUUUAAGCGAUGUAACUACGAUUAAUAUGCGAUUGGAUGCUGUUGAGGAGCUUAUACGUCAUGAAGAAACAUUCUUUGCGAUUCAAACGGCUCUCAAACCAUUUCAAGAUAUUGAUCAUUUGAUCACAGCAUUGAUUCAAGUUCCAAAGAAACCUUCAGUUAAACAUGCGGAACAAAGUAUUAAUAACGUGAUUAUUUUAAAGCAUACAUUAAAAUUAAUAAAUUUAUUAAAAGAAUCAUUUACCGGGGUUCAAAAUUCGUUAUUGGACGCGAUUUAUUCGCUUCUUAAUGAUCUAAGGUUGGAGGCUCUCGAAGAACGAAUUAACGAUGUUAUAAACGAAGAUAUCACAUAUGUAAAAUCGCCACUUGCACUUAGAAAUCAGCGAUGUUACGCAGUUAGGGCGGGAUUUAAUGGUUUGUUGGAUGUCGCUCGACAAACUUACAAAGAAACUGUUGAUGAUUUAAACGAAAUGAUAGACCAAUAUCGUGAGCAAUAUCAGAUCCCCAUUAAAACACAAUUUAGUUCAACUGCUGGAUUUUAUUUAUCAAUUAAUAUCGAACAGUUAGAAGACAAACAACUUCCCCUUAUAUUUAUUAAUGUGAAAAAAAAAAGGAAAACUUUGACCUUCACAACAUUAGAAGUGAUGAAAAAGAAUACAAAGAUUAGUGAUUCAUUAACUGAAGUAUAUUUGAUGUCUGACAAAACUAUUGAAGAUUUGAUUUCGGAAAUUCGUAAUGAUAUCAGUGUGUUAUACAAAGCUUCCGAAUCAAUCGCGAUGUUAGACAUGCUAACGUCAUUUGCUCAUCAAUGCACAGUGUCUAAUUAUGUUCGACCUGAAUUCACGGAUACUUUGGCAAUAAAGGCUGGAAGAAAUCCAAUGAGAGAAAGUUUAUAUGUUGAUACAUUUGUACCUAACGAUACUUAUGCUAGUAGUGCAACUAACUUCCAAUUAAUCACUGGUCCAAAUAUGAGCGGAAAAAGUACUUACUUGAGGCAAAUUGCUUUGAUGAGUAUUAUGUCUCAAAUUGGAUCAUAUGUGCCUGCUGAAUACGCAUCGUUUAGAAUUGUGGAUCAGCUUUUUACGCGAAUUUGUAACGACGAUAAUAUUGAAAGUAAUGCUAGUACAUUUGUAGUUGAAAUGCGUGAAACAGCAUACAUUUUACAAAAUGUAACAGAUGAUAGCUUAGUGAUUAUUGAUGAGCUUGGAAGAGGAACUUCCACACACGAUGGAUUGGGAAUUACAUACGCGAUUUGUGAAGAACUCUUAAAAACAAAAGCAUUUAUUUUUUUUGCAACACAUUUUCAUGAACUUACGAGAAGCUUAACCGUCUAUCCUAAUGUUGUAAAUUUACAUUUGGAAGUUGAAAUUGAAGAAGAAGAUAGUAGAGUUGCAAUGAAAUACUUGUAUCGAGUCAAAGACGGAAGAAACGAUGAAGAACAUUAUGGAUUAAAGUUCGGACAAAUUAUUGGUUUACCAGAAAACGUUAUUAGAAAGGCUACUGAAGUUUCAUAUAAGUUGAAAGAACUUAUUGAUUCCAAUAAAGAAAAAUCGACUUCAAAUAAAAUAAUUCAGCGGCGAAAGACAUUGUUACAAUUGACGCAACACUUGUUACAAAUUAGGAGAUCCUCUAACUUAGACAAGGAAGAAUUGAGAAAAUAUCUCAAAAUGGUUCAGGAAGAAUUUAUUACAAAGAUGGAAGCAUUAUUUUAACACUUAUUUUAAAUAUAUAAUAAUAAUACUGUUAGUUCAUACAUAAAAACAUAUAUCAUCUAAUAAUAAAUCUAAUAAUAAAUGUAUAUACGUAUUCAGCACGUGACCUCGUGAAAAGGAUUUCACUACGUUUCCUUGCUUUAGACCCAUAUUAGUUUAGCGCAUAAUAGGAUUUUCAGCUAUGUCCUAACAAAAUAGACGACCAACAAGAACAUCACCAUAGACAAUCGCCGUGAUUAUCGAAACGUAAGCGAUUAUCGAAAUAAUAUGAUAACCGAUAAUAUACGGUAUAUCCAGUGAUUUGUUCCAAAAGGAAAAAAUCAACUUUAUUGACGCCCUUG